Molecule: messenger RNA, 909 nt
Organism: Grus americana (Whooping crane)
Lineage: Eukaryota; Metazoa; Chordata; Aves; Gruiformes; Gruidae
Gene: CPLX4
Product: complexin 4
Exons: 3
Coding region: 11-493 (160 amino acids)
Biological process (GO): regulation of neurotransmitter secretion; synaptic vesicle exocytosis; neurotransmitter transport
Cellular component (GO): terminal bouton; SNARE complex
Molecular function (GO): syntaxin binding
Source: RefSeq, a predicted model, not a curated record
UCUUGAGAAGAUGGCCUUUCUAAUGAAAAGUAUGUUGAGCAACCAGGUAAAGAAUUUGGGACUUGGAGGUGGAGGGGAAGAAAGCAAAGAAGAAAGCACUCCUUCUGAUCCAGCAGCAGCUGCAGGAAUGACCAGAGAGGAGUAUGAGGAAUAUCAAAAGCAAAUGGUUGAGGAGAAGAUGGAAAGGGAUGCAGCAUUUGCACAGAAAAAAGCAGAGCGAGCCUGUCUGAGGGUUCAUCUGAGAGAAAAGUACAGACUCCCUAAGAGUGAAUUGGAUGAGAAUCAAAUACAGAUGGCUGGAGAUGAUGUGGGUUUGCCAGAAGACCUUCAGAAGAUGGUGGCAGAAGAUCAGGUGGAAGAAGAGGACAAGGACUCUAUCCUGGGACAGCUGCAGAACAUCCAGAAUAUGGACAUGGACGCGAUCAAAGAAAAGGCACAAGCCACCUUCACCGAAAUGAAACAGGCUGCUGAGCAGAAAUGUUCUGUGAUGUAGAAGAGACGCCACUAUCCCAGGGCUGUGCAUUCAGUCUUGUCUCACAGGGGCUGCAGAGUGAGGGCAGGCAGAGGGGUGCACUUAGCUCUAUAGCAUUAAAUGUAAAUAUAGAACAGCGAGAGAGAGAGAGACUUUAAAACCCCGAGGGGGGGUGCGUCAGAAUUUACGUGCUGUGACUGCUUAGCGUGACGUUAGAACUGAUCCUUCUUUUUUAACACAACAUUUUUCCCCGUGGAAAAAAUGGCUUUAAAAAGAUAAUAUUGGGGAAAAAAUGUGCCUUUUUCCAUUUUUUUCAAAGUGAUCAAAAUGCUAUUAAAUGUGUGUUUUUAGCAAAAUUGUGCUUCUGAUGCAUAACAUAUAGGUAACCACUCACUCAAUGCUGCUUUCAGAAAUAAAUACAUAUAUUUCUAAUAAAA